Messenger RNA from Clarias gariepinus (North African catfish), 1390 nucleotides. RefSeq names its product Ly1 antibody reactive homolog (mouse) (gene lyar). Gene Ontology annotation, cellular component: nucleolus. The coding region runs from base 241 to 1263 and encodes 340 amino acids. The transcript has 8 exons. Gene Ontology annotation, biological process: negative regulation of transcription by RNA polymerase II; rRNA processing. Gene Ontology annotation, molecular function: DNA binding. NCBI's taxonomy places the organism in Eukaryota, Metazoa, Chordata, Actinopteri, Siluriformes, Clariidae. The record is from RefSeq and is a predicted model, not a curated record.
UCGCGCAGCCGGCGUGGGUUUGAACCACGAGUAAAAAGUUUUUAAGCGAUUAUACAAUCACGAUUGUGCUUUUUGAGUCUGUUUUUCAAUUCUUGGUAUGCGAGAGAAUAAGCACUAGUGCAGGUGGAUGUUUUAAAGAUUGAUUGGCCUGUUUUAUUAUAAUCAAUGAGACAGAACUAGUAAAUUUGUAUGAGUGUGUAUAAGAGAGAGAGAGAGAGAGAUAGAGAUUGCUGAUCCACAAUGGUGUUUUUCACUUGUAACGCGUGCGGAGAGUCGCUGAAGAAAGCCCAGAUCCAAAAACACACCUCUAUGUGCAGGGGAUGCCAGGUUCUUUCCUGUAUUGACUGUGGAAAAGAUUUCUGGGGAGAAGACUAUAAGACCCAUGUGAAAUGCAUCAGUGAAGAUCAGAAAUACGGAGGGAAGAAUUAUGAAGCGAAAGCAAAUAAAGGAGAUGUGAAACAGCAACAGUGGAUGCAGAAAGUCCAAAUGACGCUUGAUAAGCCAGGUGUAAGUGCGCGGCUGCGCUCGGUGCUGCAGCAGGUUGUCGCCUAUGACAAUGUCCCACGCAAGAAAGCCAAGUUUCAGAACUGGAUAAAGAACAGUCUGAAGAUUUAUGACUCCAGUCUGCAGGAGCAAGUUUGGGAGAUCUUCUCCUCUUCUGACAUUCCACAGGCUGACAAAGCCGAACAACCCAAGAAUGUAUCACAUACGCCUCCAGCACCGGCUGUGCAAGAAGAACAAGCAAAGCCUGAGGAGAAGAAAAAGAACAAGAGAGAAAGAAAGGAAGAGCGACAGAAGAAGGGUAAAACGAGGCGAAUGGAAGACGAGCAAAAAGGACAGAACGGUGUAGAGGAGCCACAGAAAAACAAAAAGAGAAAACGCGGACAAAACACGGACGAGUGUGGUGAGGACGGAGAGGGUGUGGAGGAAAAGACAACAGAGAAAAUGAAGAAAAGAAAAAAAAAGCCGGAGUGUGAAGAGAGCACAAGCGUAGAGGAAGAAGAGAAUGGACAGGAAGAGCAAGAGGAGUCCACUCCUAAAGGGACGUUUAACUGGAAGGGAACAAUAAAGGCAGUUCUCAGAGACGCUCCAGAUGAAGGCAUCGCGCUCAAGAAGCUCCGCAAAAAGGUUUUCUCGGCGUAUUACUCCUUCAGCGGAGAAGACAAUUAUAAAUCCGAGGAGGAGCUGCAUUCUCUAUUCAACAAGAAGCUAAAAAAUCCCAAGUUCAAGAUACUGAAAGAAAAAGUCAGACUUGUUAAAUAAUAACCUUCCUUUUGGUUUGUGCAUUAAGCCAGAUGUGGAGAAGACGAAGAAUCUCAUCUGUCAUACGUCCUGUUCUGUUUCAUUUGUCUCCGUGGUUCUUAAAAUAAAUGUUCUUUAUGAAACAGUA